UGAGCAGCAGCUGCAAAAUCUCCGUAUGUUCUUGACUACCAAGUAUCUAAUAUCUGCCCGUUCGCGGCAGGCGGUGACGAGAGGCUAACUAGGCGGGAUCCUGGGCGAGAAUAGAUGCUCUGGAACUGGUAUACCAUCGAUACUUGUUUCAUUGCCAAUACCUGGCACAACGACACCACUGCCAAAUUUGCCGGCUCCUGCAUCGGCGUCAUCCUGCUGACCAUGUCCCUCGAGCUCCUCCGCCGAUCUGUCAAGGAGUACGACCGCUAUCUCAUCCGCAAGCAUGCUGCUGCCGCUGCCCUCUCGGCUGCUACUGUUACGUCUGUUGCGACAUCUGCCAAGGGCAGCGACGACAGCCAGGCCAUCCCCUCCGGCCCGGUGCCUGCGCAAGCUCGAUCGCCCGGGUACCGACCUACCGUUUUCGAGCAGGCCAUCCGUGCUCUGCUACACAUGGUCCAGUUUGCCGUUGCCUACUUUGUCAUGCUUCUUGCCAUGUAUUAUAACGGCUACAUCAUCAUCUGCAUCUUCAUCGGCGCCUACCUCGGCUCGUUCAUCUUCCAUUGGGAGCACCUUGAUGUCGGACGCAGUCCAACCAGUGCCACGCAGGAACCUUCGGUGUGCUGCGCAUAAGCUCUCGAAUUUAAUGCUAUUGACAAGUAGCAUGAGCGAGAAAGCCGACAAGGGUUACUAACGGCACUAGAUCCAGAAAAAAAAACACUCUUAAAAGUA
Durotheca rogersii is the source of this 729-nucleotide messenger RNA. Its product is annotated as Ctr copper transporter. Gene Ontology annotation, biological process: copper ion transmembrane transport. Lineage: Eukaryota; Fungi; Ascomycota; Sordariomycetes; Xylariales; Xylariaceae. Gene Ontology annotation, cellular component: membrane. Gene Ontology annotation, molecular function: copper ion transmembrane transporter activity. The transcript has 4 exons. The record is from RefSeq and is a predicted model, not a curated record. Bases 115 to 630 code for a protein of 171 amino acids.